Molecule: messenger RNA, 2306 nt
Organism: Pollicipes pollicipes
Lineage: Eukaryota; Metazoa; Arthropoda; Thecostraca; Pollicipedomorpha; Pollicipedidae
Product: trans-1,2-dihydrobenzene-1,2-diol dehydrogenase
Exons: 7
Coding region: 269-1333 (354 amino acids)
Molecular function (GO): nucleotide binding
Source: RefSeq, a predicted model, not a curated record
CGUGCUAAACUCCGCCAGGUUUAGCACGAAGCGGUACAAAAACAAGGCUCCCCUUUAGGGACGAUCCGUACUAACUAUGCUCGAGGUCGUUCUGCAUUUUCCCUUCUUUUGUUUUUUUAGUGUUGUUGGCGCAGCUGAGACAUAGCUUUUCUGUGCACUUAUACGAAAAACCCAGCUCGGAUCCAGGCAGUUUGGGUUCGGUGUGACGGAUUUCGGAUAUAAGGCUUUCAUUUUUGGACCGCAUCGGCAACAGGACGUUCAAGACAUCAUGACGUCUCUGAUUCGCUGGGGCAUCAUUGGCUGUGGAAAUAUCAGUCAUGAUUUUGUAACUGCCGUGCGAAGCCUAAAGGCUGAAGAAAAUCAAACAGUUGUAGCUGUGGCCGCACGAUCCUUGGAAAAUGCUAAGAAAUUUGCCGGAAAGCAUCAGGUUCCAAAGGCAUACGGCUCGUAUGCUGAGAUAAUGGACGACCCCGACAUCGACGUGUAUUACGUAGGCACGGUACAGCCGACACACUUCGACGUGGUGAGUCAGCUGCUAAAGGCACGACGGCCCGUGCUCUGCGAGAAGCCGCUCUGCAUGACCGUCCGCCAGACGCAGGAGCUCGUCAACCUGUCUUACGAGAAAGAGACGUUCCUGAUGGAGGCCGUAUGGACGCGGUGCUUUCCGGCGGUGCGCCGGCUGGUGCAAGAACUGGAGGAUGGCAUCAUCGGCGACGUACUGCACGUGUCCGCCACCUUCGGCAUCGCCACCGAGCCCGACAGCCGACUGCGGAAGAUGUCGCUGGGCGGCGGCUCGGCGCUCGAUCUGGGCAUCUACUGCGCUCAGCUGGUCAACCUGGUGAUGGCCAACCAGCGCUGGAGCCAGCUGCGCACGCUGGGCCACCUGAACUCCGACGGUUGCGACCUGAGCCUCAGCACCAGCGUCACUUACCCGAACCGCCAGCUGGCCACGCUCGUCACCCACUGCGAGGUGCAGCUGCACAACGAGGCGGUCAUCUCAGGCACCAAGGGCAUCAUCAAGUUGGCGCCACCAUUUCACUGCCCGACCGAGCUGGAGCUGCCCUCGGGCAGCGUCUCGUUCCCUCUACCCGACUCGCUGCCCGAUGCCACCUACAUGUACGCGAACUCGGCCGGCUUGCAGUACGAGGCACUGCACGCGGCCGAUUGCCUGCGUAAAGGUCUCAAGCAGUCACCAUUGAUGACGCUCAAGGACUCGAUCCGCACGGCCGAAAUGACGGAAGCGAUGCGCAAGCAGGCGGGUGUGUCCUACCCGCAGGACGACUUCCACUACGAUGACAACACGUUUCACUUCCACCAGGACCGCUGUAUCUAGCGGCCCGACGUGCUGCGCCGGCCGGCGCCGGCCCGCGAGCGCCGCCUGGCGCACUGCGAGACCGGCGACUGGGCCGCACCGGUGGCGCGCUGGGGCGGAGGGCAGAAUGGGCGACACAAAUCCUGGAGGCGUGGCAAAGGUCGUUAAUCGGUCGCCAUUGGAUUUUUUCGGAUUGACCUUUGAGAGGGAUGUGUGAUCUACUAAUGGAUAUGAUUCAGGCCUGCACGAGCGUUGUCCUUCUUGCGUGGGAUGCGGAAAGUGAAGAGCCUCGAUGCAUUCAGAGGCGUAGCCGAUUUUGAUGAGUAGUAUUGAGUAGUAUUAAGUAUUAUUGAGUAGUAGUAAGUUGUGAGUUCGGCCCUUUCUAUGGACUGACUAACGAGUUUCAAACUGCGGUCGCGAGCUACAAACAAUUUUCUCAAGUCGGGAAACGUUUUUUGUUAGGCGCAAUCGGUUGGGAGUUUCGCAAGCCACUAACAUGUGCUCAGGGUUUUGGGAGGCAUUUUCAUACGUGCCGACACUGUAGAAUAGUCCAUGGAACAUCACACGUACCACACGCUGCACAGACGCAUGUGCGAAAUUCUUUUCACUUGCAGCGACCAAGAUGCUCUAUUUUCUACAACUGUAUAUGAUGUGCUGGUGCGUGCGGUACAUGAUAUUGCGCGUUUCACGUGUGAUGAUCUGCUGUUUUCAGCUAUGGUAUCGCGCACUGCGCAAAUUUGUGAAAUUCGUGACAACUGGCUCGUCUGUACGAUGGAUCGGAUUCAUGUGCUGCCCGUCCCAGAUUGUGAAGCACCUGGGAUUGACUCGUGCUGCCAUAAAUUAUGUAAUCCUGCCGUCAUUUUGAUGUCACCAACGUGCUGAUGUUAAACUCUGUGAAUUUACGAGAAAGUACGGCAUCGUGACAUGCGGGCGAGCAGUGGGUGAUGGCACGUAUACAUCUGCAUUGUGCCGAAUAAUAGAGCGGAUAAAUCCA